Lagopus leucura (white-tailed ptarmigan) is the source of this 4652-nucleotide messenger RNA. It is a transcript of the gene SRCIN1, whose product is annotated as SRC kinase signaling inhibitor 1. Gene Ontology annotation, cellular component: cytoplasm; actin cytoskeleton; postsynaptic density. Lineage: Eukaryota; Metazoa; Chordata; Aves; Galliformes; Phasianidae. The transcript has 19 exons. The record is from RefSeq and is a predicted model, not a curated record. Gene Ontology annotation, biological process: regulation of dendritic spine morphogenesis. The annotation marks the transcript as partial.
UUGCUGCGUUCCCCCAGCUCUGGCUUUCCUCUCCUCAGCAGCGUUUGCUGGUGCGGCUCUGUGAGCGUUGCUGCGUGCACGAGUUCCCUCGUGGCCGUGGGUUCCAGCGGAUCCGAGCCCAACUACUGGAGCUUUAAGACCAGGAGCUCCCGGCACUCACAGGGCUCCCAGCCUGGCCUGGCUGAUCAAGCCAAGCUCUCCUUCGCCUCGGCUGAAUCCCUGGAAACCAUGUCGGAAGCAGAGCUGCCCCUGGGCUUCAAUAGGAUGAACCGGUUUCGGCAGAGCCUGCCUCUGUCCCGCUCCACCAGCCAGACGAAGCUGCGUUCUCCAGGGGUCCUCUUCCUGCAGUUUGGGGAUGAGACGAGGCGUGUGCACAUCACCCACGAGAUCAGCAGCAUGGACACCCUGCACGCCCUCAUCGUCCACAUGUUCCCCCAGAAGCUCACCAUGGGGAUGCUGAAGUCUCCCAACACCGCCAUCCUCAUCAAGGACGAAUCCCGCAAUGUCUUCUACGAGCUGGAAGAUGUCCGCGACAUCCAGGACAGAAGCAUCAUUAAAAUAUACCGAAAAGAGCCGCUCUAUGCCUCAUUCCCUGCCUCGCACAUCACCAAUGGUGACCUGAGGCGGGAGAUGGUUUACACCUCCAGGGAAUCCUCUCCCACCCGCCGCCUGAACAACAUGUCUCCUGCCCCCCACCUGGCCUCAGGCUCCCCCCCACCCGUCCUGCAGUCCUCGUCCCCCUCCCGCUCCCGCAUGUCCUACAGUGGUGGCCGCCCACCCUCCUACGCCGGCAGCCCGGUUCACCACGGCGAGCGCCUGGCCAGCCUUCCCCCAGCACCCGGAGUCUCUCCCAGCCCCAGCGCCAUCCUGGAACGUCGCGACGUCAAACCCGACGAGGACCUGGCAGGGAAAAACAUGGUGCUGGUGAAGAACGAGGGGCUGUACGCCGAUCCCUACGGCAUGGUGCACGAGGGGAGGCUCAGCAUCACCUCCACGCAGUCUCUGGCCGGCAUGGGGGACCCUUUUGGUUACUCGGGGGGGCUGUACAAGCGGGGCUCGGUGCGUUCGCUCAGCACUUACUCGGCGGCCGCGCUGCAGACGGAGCUGGAGGACAGCCUGUACAAACCCAAUGCACAGAUCUACAGCGAUACCUACGGACCCGGCCUGGGUUUCCGCAUGCCCCCCUCCUCCCCGCAGAAGAUGGUGGAGGGGCAGAGCCCGCACAGCCCUUACUCGGGGCCGCCCAGCCGCUCCUCACCCGUCCGGCAGUCCUUCCGCAAGGAUUCCUGCUCCUCUGUCUUCAUGGAGAGCCCCGUCAGCAAGCCACGCAACCCCGGUGCUGCAGGACCCCCCGAGCUGUUCCCUGGCCCUGGGGACCGUCCGCUCUCAGGGUUCAGCUCCCCGGUGCCAGCCAAGGACACGGAAACGAGGGAGAGGAUGGAGGCCAUGGAGAAGCAGAUCGCCAGCCUGACGGGGCUGGUGCAGAGUGCCCUGCUCCGUGGUUCUGAGGCUGAGACCCCCAGUGAGAAGACUGAAGCCACCAAUGGUGGGACUCCUCCAUCAGCAUCAACCAGCCGCAGCGGCAUGGGGACCCCAGUGCCUGCACCCCCCCCACCCUCUGCCACCAGCACGCCGGCAGGGCAGCCCACAGCCAUCACCCGCCUGCACAUGCAGCUGCACCUCCACGACCUGCAGCAGAACGCCAGCGACCUCCGCAACCAGCUGCAGCAGCUCAAGAAGCUGCAGCAGCAGAACCAGGAGACGGUGAAGACGAUGCUGAGGCGGACGGAGACGGAGAUCAGCGUGCGGGUGACGGACACCAUGCGCAAACACGAGGACCCGCUGCAGCGCCAGCGCAGCCUGGUGGAGGAGGAGAGGCUGCGGUACCUGAACGAGGAGGAGCUCAUCACCCAGCAACUGAAUGACCUGGAGAAGUCAGUGGAGAAGAUCCAGAAGGAUCUGGCGCACAACCACCGCCUCAUCCCAGUGCAGGAGCUGGAGGAGAAGGCCGUGGUGCUCAAGCAGCUCGGGGAGACGCUGACAGACCUCAAGGCCCAGUUCCCCAGCCUGCAGAGCAAGAUGCGGGUGGUGCUGCGGGUGGAGGUGGAAGCUGUGAAGUUCCUCAAGGAGGAGCCAAACCGCCUCGACGGGCUGCUGAAACGCUGCAAGACGGUGACUGACACACUCACCCAGAUCCGCAGGCAAGUGGAUGAGGGCGUGUGGACCCCCCCCAACAACCUCAGCCAAUCCCCCAAGAAGAUGGCCCCCGAGACAGACUUCAGCAAAGGGCUGGAGCUGGAGAUGCCCCCGAGCCCCCCCGUGAGCCUCCACCACCUGACAGCUGGCACUGAACCCCUGGGCAUGCCCAGCUUUGGGCACAGCCCCCCCCAGACCCAGAGCCACCCUUCUAAGAGCAAUAAUCCUUCCCGGGCUCCAGAGAUGGUGCCUGCCAAAACCCAGACGGGUCCUGAGACGCCCAGUAAGAAGAGCGCAGACAAAGCUGUGUCUGUGGAGGCUGCUGAGAGGGACUGGGAGGAGAAGCGGGCAGCGCUGACCCAAUACAGUGCCAAGGACAUCAACCGCCUCCUGGAGGAGACGCAGGCUGAGCUCAUGAAGGCCAUCCCCGACCUGGAGUUUGCUGCCAAGCACAAGCAGACCACGGGCAGCAGCAGCGCCGCGUCCACGCCGGAGCAUAAACCAUCCAAGCCUCAGCAUGCACAGAAAUCCACGGGGAAGGUGGAUGCCAAUGGCCGCAGAGGCUCAGAUGAACUGACGGUGCCGCGGUACCGCACCGAGAAACCUUCCAAAUCACCGCCUCCACCGCCACCCCGCCGGAGCUUCCCCUCAUCCCAUGGGCUGACCACCACCCGCAGCGGCGAAGUCAUCGUCACCAGCAAGAAGGAGCCUGGCUUUAUGAAGAAAGCAGAAUCGGAAGAGCUGGAGACCCAGAAGCCACAGGUGAAGCUGAGACGGACGGUGUCAGAGGUGGUGAGACCUGCAUCCACCCCACCCAUCAUCGCCUCUGCCAUCAAAGAUGACGACGAUGAGGACCGCAUCAUCGCGGAGCUGGAGGUGUUUCAGAGAAGCUCUGCCUCCCCUUUUCUCCCCACGCUCCGUUACGAUCCUCUCGCGGCUGCCGUCUCCCCUGGGCACGCAGACAUGUGGCCCAAUGGAGCCUCCGUUGCAGCCGAAGGAUGGAAGGAGCUGGCAGCCCCAGCAGCCCCGGGGAGCAGGGCUUUCUCCCUCCCGCAGAUUGUGCUCACCCACUGGGUGUCUGCACCGCCGUCUCCUGAACCCGAACCCGCAGUGGAACAGCACUGCUCUGAGCACAGGGAUCCCGCUGGCCAUGGAGGAGCAGGAGGGGAGCGCACAGCCGAGGUGGGGAGGAGAGGUGGAGUGUCAGCCAGCAGCCCCAGCACGUCUCCGUAUGCAGCUGGGAGUGCUCCAGCCACAGCCCUGCAGCCCCUGAGCACUGCACCCCGCACACUGGGAAGGACACGCAGGUUCUCCCUGGCACACGGCGAGGUCCCGGCUGUCCCGAAGCACAGAGCGAGCUGGCCGGCAGGAGGAGCAAGUGGAAACCCUGCUCCAAGCUCUGCCAGAAGGCACGAAGGCAGCAGCAAGGUUUCUCCUCGGUGCACUUUGGCUCCUUGUCUCCAAGGGAUGGUCAUGGCACUGCCCCCUGGUGAAGGGCACAGCAUCGCCCCGCAGCUCCCUGCUGAUGCAGAGCCCAGAGAUGGAGCUGGGCAGGAUGCAUCCCUCCCUCCUGGAUGUGCACGGAGGGAGCAGCACGGCAGCACACCGGUGUCAAGAGCCAGGUGCCCCCCAGGCCUGCAGGGCAGCAGAUGGAGCCAGGCUGGGCACCAGCCAUGCGUGGCAGUGCAGGAUCGGAGCUCUGCUGGGGCUGAAGCGGGGGGGAUGGCAGCUGGGGGGUUCCACAGCCCCACUCCUCAGGGAAGGAGCGAAGCAGAGGGGUCCCCCCUGCACAGCAUGUCACCACGCAGCAGGGAGAUUUGUGAAGGUGCCUACCAGAGACUGGAUAGCCUGGAAGAAACCAUCCGUGAGCUGGAGAUGACCAUCAGCGAGAUCAGCAACCACCGCUCGGCUGAGGCUGCGUUCCCUGCAGGACUGCUGGGACAGGCAGCAGCCAGGGAUACCAGCCAGGAGUCUGAGGAUGGUGUGGGGCACAGUGAGCACUGUGACGAUGGCACUGCGCUGGAUCUCAGCCAGACCAAAGCUGAUGCUGCCAAGAGUCCAGCCUUGAGCCACACCAAACCGCCUCUGCUUCCCAAGCCGCAGCUCGGCUCGCCUCAGAGUGGUGGCGUUUCCAUCCCGCCCAUGAAGAUGGUGAACCCGGCAUCCAGGCUGAAGCAGAGCCAGCAGGGCAGCCCCGACAAGAGCAAGCACAUCAAGCAGAGGAUGGAGUACAUGAGGAUCCAGGGACAGCAGCAGGUAGCCUAUCUCUAGAGCAGGUUCCCAGCAGCAGGCUGCCCACUGCCCCUGCUCCCCCUGCACUGUGUGUUAUGGGGCGGUGGGCACGGGGUUACUGCAGUGGGAUGCUGGGGUGGGGGAUGCAGCCCUUUGCUGAGCAGAGGGUGCGGGAGGCACUUCUGUGCCACGCUGGGGGAGCCCAGCACCUGGAGCUGUGCUGA